Molecule: messenger RNA, 3744 nt
Organism: Hippopotamus amphibius kiboko
Lineage: Eukaryota; Metazoa; Chordata; Mammalia; Artiodactyla; Hippopotamidae
Gene: ZSWIM9
Product: zinc finger SWIM-type containing 9
Exons: 4
Coding region: 46-2964 (972 amino acids)
Molecular function (GO): zinc ion binding
Source: RefSeq, a predicted model, not a curated record
UCACAUCUAUGGAGGAGGCGACCAGAAUUGGAGUUAGAGAUCAGGAUGACAGGUUCCAGCUGUCGCAGGCCCCACCUGGAUAGAGGCAUCAGCACCGAAGAGGCGGGCCGAGAAUGGAGGAAGCGGGACGCUUCGGGAGGGGAUGAAUCUGAUAUCCACGUGUCCUCCCCACCCCUCCCACCCAGGCGCCCCAGGAUGGAGCCCCCACCCGGCAUGGCCGCGGGGCAGGAGGAGCAGGAGUUGCGGGAGAGGGCCUUCUUCUCGUGGGCCGAGUUCAGCCGCUUCUUCGACGCGUGGUGCCAGCAGCGGCUGGCGCUCUUCUUCGUCAAGAGCUCCAUGCACCUGGCGCGCUGCCGCUGGGCCAGCGCGCCCCCGCUCUACACGCUCAUCGACGUGCUCAAGUACAGCUACGUGCGGCUGGUGUGCAAGGACGUGCGCGCGCCCAGCCGGCCCGCCGUGGGGCCCCCCCAGCCCGGCUGCCCGGCCUUCAUCAUCGUCAAGCUGAGCCCGCUGCGGGACCGCCUCGUGGUGACGGAGUGCCAGCUGACCCACUCGCACCCGGCCUGCCCGCUCGAGUUCGCCUACUACUUCCGCCCGGGCCACCUGCUGGCCAACGCCUGCCUGCCGGUGCGCACCACCAACAAGAUCUCCAAGCAGUUCGUGGCCCCGGCCGACGUGCGCCGCCUGCUCUCCUACUGCAAGGGCCGCGACCACGGCGUCCUGGACGCCCUGCACGUGCUCGAGGGGCUCUUCCGCACCGACCCCGAGGCCAAGGUGAAGCUGGUGUUCGUGGAGGACCAGGCGGUGGUGGAGACCGUGUUCUUCCUGACAUCGCGCACCCGGGCGCUGCUGCGGCGCUUUCCGCGCAUCCUCCUGGUGGACCGGCUACCGGGGCUGCAGGGCGCGCUGGAUCUGCUGGCAGUGCUGUGCGUGGACGGCGCGGGCCGCGCGCGCCAGGCCGCCUGCUGCGUGGCGCGCCCGGGCACCCCGAGCCUGCUGCGCUUCGCGCUGGCCUCGCUGCUGCAGAGCGCGCCAGACGUCAAGGGCCGCGUGCGCUGCCUCACCGCCGGGCCCGAGGUGGCGGCGCAGCUGCCUGCCGUGCGCCAGCUGCUGCCGGGCGCGCGCGUGCAGAUCUGCCGGGCGCAGGGCCUGGAGACGCUCUUCAGCAAGGCGCAAGAGCUGGGCGGCGCCGGCCGCGAGGACCCGGGCCUGUGGCCGCGCCUGUGUCGCCUGGCGGGCGCCCCGUCGCCCGCCGCCUACGCCGAGGCGCUGGCCGAGCUGCGCGCCCACGGCCCGGCCGCCUUCGUCGAUUACUUCGAGCGCAACUGGGCUCCGCGCCGGGACAUGUGGGUGCGCUUCCGUGCCUUCGAGGCGGCCCGCGACCUGGACGCAUGCGCCCUGGUCCGCGGCCACCGCCGGCGCCUGCUGCGCCGCCUGAGCCCCUCGCGCAGCGUGGCUCAGUGCCUGCGCGACCUGGUGGCCAUGCAGUGGGCCGACGCGGCCGGGGAGGCGGCGCCGGAUGUCUCCGACGAUGGGGGCCCUUGGCUGGAGGGUGAGCCGGGGAGAGGAGCCCAGGUGGAGAACGAGAGGAUGAAGGGCCUGGAAACCGGAAACUGGGGAGGGGCGCGGAAGGAAGGAAGUUUUUGGAGAGAAGCCCAGUUAGAGAAGGAGUGGGUCAGAGGGCUGGAGACCAGAGACCGGGGAGGGGCUCAGGUAGAAAGUGAGAAGGGGAGAGGGUUGCAAAUCCGAGACAGGAGAGGGGUCCAUUUGGAGAACCACAAGGUGAGGGGGCUAGAAGGGAGUGUCUGGAGAGGGUCCCGGUUGGAGAACGAGCACCUGAGAGGACCCGAGAUCAGAGACUGGAGGGGGGCGCCCUUGGAGGGUGAGAAAGAUUGGGGACUGGAAGGUUAUAUCUGGAGGGGGGCCCAGGUGGAGGACCAGACGUUGAAAGGAUUGGAAGGGUAUACCUGGAGGCUGGCCCAGCUGGAGGACCGAAGGAUUAGGGUGCUGGAGACCACAGACAGGCGCGGGACCCAGUUGGAUUAUGAGAGGACCAGGAGUCUUGACGGGAGCUCCUGGAGGGGGGCCCAGUUGCACGAGGAGAGGGCGAGUGAACUGAAAACCAGAGACUGGAAGGGGCCUCAGUUGGAAGCAGAGAAGCAAAGGGGACUGGAGGUCAGAAAUUGGAGGGGGGUCCAUGUGGAGAAGUCCCUGGAAUCAGUCCCUGAAAACGCAGACCCAAGAGGGCCCCAGUGGGGAGAUGGGAGGCAGAGAGGGCCAGAGACUAGAGAAGAGCGAGGAGUGAGGUUAGGUGUCAAAAGAAGAAGGGACCUGCAGGAUGUAGUUCUGGUCCAACUGGGGGACACAAGGGUGACAGGCCUGGAGAAUGGAGAUGGAGGGGGAGCCCAGGCUGGGGGCCCCAAGAGCAGAGGAGGGCAGGGAAUGGAGUGUAGGGACACAGGAGGGGGCUGUCUAGGGCUGGGGAAUGGAGUCCCAUGCAGCACCCCCAUGGGGACUGUGUUGGAGGGUGACCCAGAGUGGGCAGUGACGAGGAGGAUGUACCUCGCAGCUGGGGAGAGCACGCAGGAAGGAAGUGGAGGAGAAGGCCCAAGGGAACCAAAGAGGCCUUGCUGCCCCUCGGGGGAGGAGGAGGUGGACUGGGAGCCCCUGGCCAAGUUCCGAGCAGCCUGCGGGCCAGAGCUGGCAGAGCUGGUGGCUGAAGAGCUGGCCUUCGCGCGGCAGCACGGGACCCGCGGUUUUCACUGGACAGGAGCUGGCUUUGCUCUGAAGGACGGCACCUCGGACUUCUUCCUGGACGGAGCCCUGACGCGCUGCAGCUGCUCCAUCCACGCCGCCCGCCGCCUGCCCUGCCGCCACCUCUUCGCAGCGCGCCUCCUCACAGGGGCAGCCUUAUUCCACAUGGACCUGCUCAGGGAUUGCUGGGGGAGAGCCCCCGAGCCCUGAGCCUGCCAGCCCCUGCCCAUCACCCUCCACGGUGGGGGCAGGAGGGCACUCUUCGAUCCCAAAGAUAACAGGGCUGAGGGCCAAGGAGACCACCCCAGUCCCCCCCACCCCCGGCCACCUCCUGGGGCAUCCAGCGACUUCAUCUUGGCAGUUUGCCUCUCUGGGUCCUAGAGGAUGCAGACGGUGUGGUCUUGGAGGUCCUGGAGCCGCAGCUGUGGCAGAUGGCGGUGGCCAGGGUGGAUUCUGAGGGCUUCCCUCCGGAGAGCAAAUGUGUGGUUGGGUCGGGACAGGAGAAGGAAGGGGAUAAAGCUGGGGGAGGGGAGGACACCAGGACGUGGGGGGAGCCUGGCAGGAGAAGGGAAAAGCCGGCGAUAAUAAAGGAGAGGGAAGGGGAGGAAAGACAAAGGGGACGCAGACAUGGAGGAGAGAGGACAAGAAAAGAGACAGAAAUGGAGAAGAAAUAGGGACAAACGGGGAAGGCAGGAGAAGAGGGGGGUGGGGGAGGGGAGGAGGAGUCGAGGAUGGAGGAGAGGGAAGAAAAAAAGGAGAUGGCAAAGGAAAGGAAUGGGAGUGGGGGAGAGAAGAAACGAGAGGGGAAUGAUUUGGGGAUUUCUCUAAGGCCCAGAGUCUUGGAUCCCCUUCGCCUCCUGGUUGGUCAUUCCUGGAAGAGGCAGAAUAAGAGGGCCCCCUCCCCCCCCCCCCCCCAGUCCCAUGGGUUGGGCUGGAGGCUCUCCAAUGGGGGAGGGGAACCAUCUGGACUCUUGUGCUUCAAGAUUGGAA